This is a messenger RNA of Molossus molossus (Pallas's mastiff bat), 3425 nucleotides long. RefSeq names its product MET transcriptional regulator MACC1 (gene MACC1). Gene Ontology annotation, cellular component: cytoplasm. The record is from RefSeq and is a predicted model, not a curated record. The coding region runs from base 57 to 2612 and encodes 851 amino acids. Lineage: Eukaryota; Metazoa; Chordata; Mammalia; Chiroptera; Molossidae. Gene Ontology annotation, molecular function: protein binding. The transcript is spliced from 5 exons.
CUAACAUAAUGUUCCUGAACUGAAGAGGCUUGGUUCAUUCCUACAACUGUGAAAAAAUGUUAACCAGUGAAAGAGCCUAUUUUUGUUCAGAAAGAAUUUCACAAAGCAUAUCUGAAGGAAAUUUGAUUGACAUGGAAGCCCGAAAAUCCUCAAAAAAUUGCAAUAUCACAGAAUGUCCAGACCCCAAUGUGCUUCUCGAGUGGCCAGAUGCUUUCACACUUCAUGGCAAUCAUGUUUCCAAAGGUACAAAUCCAUUCUGGAACGAACUGUCUGCUUCUAACCCAUUUUUGGAUGAUAUAACUCAGCUAAGAAAUAACCAGAAGAAAGAUAAUAUUUCCAUCUUGAAGGAAGAUCCUUUUCUUCUCUUUAGAGAAAUAGAAACUGGAAAUUCUCUUGAUUCCUCUGGUGAUGAACUUGAUGUGCAUCAAUUGCUUAGGCAGCCUUCUUUAAGGAAAUCAGCAAGAUCUAAAAGUGUUUCAGAACUUUUGGACGUUUUAGAUGACACAGCACAUGCCCAUCAGAAUAUACGUAACUCUGACCAGAUCCUAGAACAAGAUUUGGAAUGGCUUCGAAAUGAUCGAGAGGCCUAUAAAAUGGCUUGGUUAAGUCAACGCCAGCUGGCCCGCUCCUGCCUGGAUUUGAAUACAAUUAAUCAGAGUCCUGGAUGGGCGCAAACGCAAGCUAUGGAGACUGUGAUCGUUUGUAAAUUAAACCACCAAGGAGGGUCAGUACAAUUACCUGAAUCAGAUAUUACUGUGCAUGUGCCCAAAGGUCAUGUAGCUGAGGGAGAAUUCCAAGAGGUAUCUCUAAGGGUUUUUCUUGAUCCUCCACAAACACUUAAUCAUGAUCUUUCAUGCACUGUAAGCCCACUGCUGGAAAUCAUGUUAGGCAACCUUAACACAAUGGAAGCCAUCUUGCUGGAGAUGAAGAUUGGGGCUGAAGUGAGAAAGGAUCCUUUCAGCCAAGUCAUGACAGAAAUGGUGUGUUUACACAGCCUGAGUAAAGAAGGCCCUUUCAACGUGUUAAACAACUGCUACAUUUAUGAAGACACCAUCCAAGUCAAGCUAAUAGAUUUGAGUCAGGUGAUGUAUCUAGUGGUUGCUGCACAAGCUAAAGCUACUCAGUCACCAGCUGCCACCGUCUGGGAUUAUAUCCACAAAACCACCUCGAUUGGAAUCUAUGGGCCCAAAUAUAUCCAUCCCAGGUUCACUACUGUUUUCACAGUUUGUGGACACAGUUAUAUGCCAGGAAAGCUUACAAUCUCUGAUAUUAAGAAGGGCGGAAAAAACACAUCUCCAGUUGUGUUUCAGCUCUGGGGGAAGCAUUCAUUCUUACUUGACAAGCCACAAGAUUUAAGUAUUUCUGUUUUUUCAUGUGAUCCUGAUUUUGAAGUAAAGGCAGAAGGAGAAAGAAAAGAAAUUAAACUAAAGCAGUUGCAAGCAAGUCAAGUAGUUCAUCAACAAUUUCUAUUUUCUUUAGUUGCUUCCAGAGAAAUGCAUUUGUUUGUUUUCCGUGUUCAGUUGCAGCCUCCCAGUGGUAAACCAGUUACACAGUUCUUUAUUACAACACCUGAUUCAGCCCCAAACCUUAAAAGACACUCAAAUCUGCCAGGUGAUUUGCAGGAGAAGGACAUGAAGUCUGCUCCUUCAUUACCAAUAGUGCAUGUUAAAUAUCCCACAUUUCAAGACAAAAAAUUGAACUUUACCAAUUAUGGAGUAACUCUGAAGACAGUGCUAAGACAAAACAAAAUUGACUACUUACUUGAAUAUUUCAAAGGGGACACAAUAGCUCUUCUUGGAGAAGGUAAGGUAAAAGCCAUUGGGCAUUCCAAAGUAAAAGAAUGGUACGUGGGAAUCCUGAGAGGUAAGAUUGGACUUGUACAUUGCAAAAAUGUCAAGAUGAUUUCAAAUGAACAAGUAAUAUCAAUGGCAGAUAGUGUCUUCACAACCAGGAACCUUCUUGAGCAAAUUGUCCUGCCCUUUAAAAAAUUGACUUAUAUCUACUCAGUUGUAUUGACCUUGGUGACAGAAAAAGUUUACGAUUGGAAAGUUUUAGCUGAUGUUCUGGGUUACUCACAUCUGACACUGCAAGAUUUUGAUCAAAAACAAGCAGAUAAAGAAUCAGAAAAAGUUUCUUAUGUUUUAAAGAAGUUAAAGGAAGAUUGUCAUGCAGACAGGAAUACCAGAAAGUUUCUUUAUGAACUUGUGGUGGCUCUGCUGAAGAUGGAUUGCCAAGGGUUAGUAGUGCGUAUCAUCCAAGAGGCUGCUAUUCUGACCUCAGCUGUCAAACUGGGAAAAGGCUGGAGGGAUCUAGCUCAAAAGCUAGUCCGACUCACAAAGCAUCAGAUGGAGGCAUAUGAAAUUCCUCACCGCGGGAAAGCUGGAAAUGUUGCUGUUGAGAUGAUGUGGAAACCUGCUUAUGAUUUUCUCUAUACUUGGGGUGCUCACUACGGAAAUAGCUACAGAGAUGUGUUACAAGACCUUCAGUCAGCUUUGGACACAAUGAAAAACCCUGUGACCAAGCAGUGGCGAGACUUAACUGGAGUUUUAUUGCUGGUGCAUUCUUUAGAGGCGCUGAGAGAGGCUGCCUUCCCCACUUCCGAGGAAGUGUAGACCAGGGAGGGCAUGUUUGCUGGAGGAGGGAGAACGGUAGGGGCAGCAUGUGUGUGCAAGAAAGUGCUGAGGAAAACAUUACCUACUUCUUUCAUAUUUUCCACGUGAAAGCACAGCAGAAUCCAAAAUCCAAAAUGGGCUUUAUAAUCAGACAUGUAUUUCUGUAAAUAUUUCAGUGCCAACAUUGGGCUGCUUUAUUGUUGAGAAUGGAAAGAAAAACGUUCUCUUCCUUACAAAGUUACUUUUAACAUUUUUAAGUUAAAUCAAAUGACUAUUCACAUCAUUACAUCACACAGAUACCCAGAUAAACUAGAAGCUCUCGGUGUGAACAGUGGAGUUUUGCUAGGAGCCAGACAGGGAGAGAGGAGCCGCAAACUCACACCUUGUGCGCAGGGCUGCAGGCUUCCCGUAUUGAUCUCAUCUCUGUGCACUUUGCCAGCAUUGUUCCCCUUUGCGCGUGAAGACACUAGGAACCGGAGAAGAUGCUCAGGGUCAUAACAGCUAGUGUGAAGCAGGUGUCCUCUCUGCAAAACCUGGUUCUAUUUCUUAAAAGUCCAGAGUGCAUAGUAAAAUAGUAAAAAUAUAAAAAUGCGUAUUAAAACGUACAGGGAAAUGGUAGCUAUUUCAUUUCAUUGAAGCUCACUGCUUUUGUCCGCCAUCGCUUGAAAGACUGCCAAAUGGAAUGUGUGACUUACCAGAGAUCCGUUGCCUGACAAACACGGACUGGAGUUUUCACCAUCUUCCUCUGGCAUCUUGGGACCCAGCUAACCCUGGACGUUUCCUCGGGAUCAUAAUGUGGAAUAGUUCGUUAAC